AUGAAGCCACUUCCUCCUGAUGACGUCGGCCUGGAAAAAAUGCGGCUCGUCGUCCUCCCUAAAUCCGAAGCCGAUGCGCUAGACGAGCUAAUCGACGAGGCGUUAGACGCGGCGGACCCGGAGGGAGAGAGCGAGAGAGCAUGGCGACGCUACCAGGAGGACCUAGCCAGCGAGCUGUCAGCCAUGGCCAAAUCUUCCGAUCACCUUUGGCAUUUUCUGGACGGCCUUGGCCGGCGGUUGCUGGAGAAGAAGCAGGCUCAGGCGGAGGGCCAGCACAGGCCGCUGAAACGAUCUCCAGGUUCCAUUUCCCGAGGUAUUCUGCUUCUCCACGGGUUACUCCGAUCCUGCUCCGCCAAUCAGGAGUCGGACAUCUGCAACAUGCUGCUCUCCACGUCAACCCGUAAAGACCGACCUUCCCUCGACCUCCCGCGUCUGGCCCGUCGCCUUCACUACACCGUCCCCGCUCCUUCCGCUCCCUCCUCCUCUGCCUCCUCCACCGCUGCCACGUCAGCCUCCGCCGGUGACGUCAGCGAUGACGCGGCGCUGGCCCGGUUCGCGCACGCGUACUGCGUGUAUCUGCAGGAGCGGCUCCGCUGCGUGGACAGCAUAGGCCUCCUGGUUUUCCGCACGGGAGCCGAAUCUGCAACCGGAGCAGCCAAAAACGGAGAUAAAACCGCAGGAAACGACCGCCAGCAGAACCCACAGCAGCCGCGCGAAGGAUCGUGUAAUUUAGAGAGGAAUUUAGAGAGGAAUCUAGAGAGUGAUGCAGAGAGAGGACUGGGGGAGGCGUACUGGGUGCAGCUUCAGUCCGACGCCGUGCUCCACCAGGUGGCCGCUCUGCAGCAGCUGCAGCAACGGCUAGUCGACUGCGCCGCCGCUGCUCCCAGCGGGCUCGGCACCAGCUUCGCAGGGGGCAAACCCGCAGGGUCGGUCCCAGCAGGAACAGCGGGGGGAGCAGCGGGGGGAGCAGGCGGGGGAGCAGGCGGGGGUGGGAGGGUGGGGGAGGCGGAGAGGGAGAGGCGGCGGCGGGUGGUGCGGUAUGUGCUGGAGGUGAUGCUGGAUGAGAGCUUCCGCGUGUAUGGGUGGGUCAACUACGGGCUGAUCGAGCUCAUGGAACGACUGUGCCGCUUCCCCAAGGAGCAGGCCAUGCGCGCUCUUCAAGUCUGCCAGUUCUCGGUGCAGCAGGGGAAGGCGUUAUCUGACAUGUACACGCGCCUGGGAGCAGCGGGGGUGGGCGCAGGUGUGACCUUCCCCUCCGUGGCCGUGCUGGGGGACGGCGUCAUUGGCAACCUCUCCGCCUCCGUUGCUGCUGGCCCGGAUGCUGGAAUGAGCGCCCCACCCUCUCCCAUGCACUCUGCUGCUGGCCAGCAACAUGGUCAUCCUCAAUUUCAGCAGCAGCAGCAGCACCAGCAGCACCAGCACCAGCACCAGCAGCAGCAGCAGCAGCAGCAGCAGCAGCAGCAGCAGAUGGGUUAUCAGCACCAGAACCCUCAAGGCACCAGUCCGUACUACUCCUACGGCGCCUCUCAACCACCACCGCCCCCCCAGCCCGCGAGUCCUGCGCUCUCCCCUGCCGCCCAGCAGCAGCAGUUUGACGAAACUGCCCGAGCGCUCUUUGGGUCGUAUUCUUCGCAGCCCUCCAAUGCAGCCGCGCAGAUGAAGUACCUCACGAAUGGUGCGCAGGGAUGGGAGCGUGCUCUAGAUGCUACAGCUGGUGCGGCAGGUGGUGCGGCAGGUGGUGCUUCAGGUGGUGCUUCAGGCGGUGUUUCGGGGUCGUACGUGCCUCCAAGCCAGCAAGGUCAAGGAGGACAACAGGCACCAUAUCUUUAUCAUCAGGAGCAGCAGCAGCAGCAGCAGCAGCAGCAGCAGCAGAAUUGGGCUCUAGCCGCUUCCGGGCUAGAUGGUGGAAGCGGUACAGCUGGCAGCAGCCCAUUGGAUCAGCCGCCCAUGACCGCCUUUCCGGGCGGCUGGGAUCAGCUGUUAUUGGACAGCCUGUAUGAGGCGGCACAGGCACAAAAACACGCCUCUGAUGCCACAGCAGCCAGAUUGGGAGGAGCAGGAGGUAGUGGUGUUGGUGCGGGUAAUUUUGCUGGUGGUUUUGGGUAUGGUGGUGUGGGCGGGGAUCCUUUUGCGGCGUCUGCUGCGGUUCCGCCGCCGCCGUAUGUGCAGAUGGCGCUUAGAGCGCAGCAGCAGCUGGCUAUGGAGCUUCAGAGGCGCAUGCUGAGUCAGCACGCGAGGUUUUUUGCCGCGGCGAGGUCGGCGGGAGGCGCGGAUGCGAUGUUUGCGGCGAGGUGGAUGGUGCAGCAGAAGCAGAUGCAGGCGUAUCAGCAGCAGCAGUAUCAGGCGCGGCCGGGAGGGGUUGUUGUGGGGCCGUCGGGGCCGUACAACUGGAAUGGAGUUGGUGUGCAGUAUGGCAACGUGCUGAUUCCAUUCUGA
Molecule: messenger RNA, 2436 nt
Organism: Closterium sp. Yama58-4
Lineage: Eukaryota; Viridiplantae; Streptophyta; Zygnematophyceae; Desmidiales; Closteriaceae
Source: the annotation of a GenBank genome assembly